Molecule: messenger RNA, 892 nt
Organism: Scaptodrosophila lebanonensis
Lineage: Eukaryota; Metazoa; Arthropoda; Insecta; Diptera; Drosophilidae
Gene: Arl1
Product: ADP-ribosylation factor-like protein 1
Exons: 3
Coding region: 128-670 (180 amino acids)
Biological process (GO): vesicle-mediated transport; intracellular protein transport
Cellular component (GO): Golgi apparatus; cytoplasm
Molecular function (GO): GTP binding; GTPase activity
Source: RefSeq, a predicted model, not a curated record
GCAGAACAUAUUCUGUCAUAUUUACUGAAAAAAGUGAAAACAAGAGAGCUAUUCGAACGAAAUAAAAUAAGUUAGGUUUACAAAUCGCAUUUAGAGGCGCAUACCACACAGCAUUUAAGCUUAAAUCAUGGGUGGGGUGCUCAGUUAUUUUCGUGGUCUGCUCGGUUCAAGAGAGAUGCGCAUUUUAAUACUGGGCCUGGACGGCGCCGGUAAAACCACUAUACUCUACAGAUUGCAAGUGGGUGAGGUUGUCACCACGAUACCGACGAUCGGAUUUAACGUGGAACAGGUUACAUAUAAAAACUUAAAAUUCCAAGUCUGGGACUUGGGAGGACAGACUAGUAUUAGACCUUAUUGGCGCUGCUACUACAGCAAUACAGACGCCAUUAUAUACGUGGUCGACUCGGCGGAUCGGGACCGUAUUGGCAUUUCAAAGGAUGAACUGCUGUAUAUGCUGCGGGAGGAGGAGCUGGCCGGAGCGAUACUCGUUGUGCUUGCCAACAAACAGGACAUGGAGGGCUGCAUGACAGUGGCCGAAGUACAUCACGCGCUAGGUCUAGAGAACCUUAAAAAUCGCACGUUUCAAAUAUUCAAAACAUCCGCCACCAAGGGUGAGGGCCUAGAUCAAGCUAUGGAUUGGCUGUCCAAUACUUUACAGAGCCGCAAAUAGUCAGCGCUCAAGCGACAACUGCCUUUCCUCAUACCUAUCCAACCCUUAGCCCCCAUGUAAAAAAUUGUCCAAUGUGUCGCGCGUGUUGCAAGAGAAUUUUUCCUACCCGCUUUUAAAUUGCGCAAAAUAACGAAAUCAACAUCUGCAAAACUUUGUAAUAAUUUCUAGUAAUAUAAUUUUUAAAUUAUAGGUAAAAAAAACAAAAGAAUUCAAGCAAACGUG